This is a messenger RNA of Phytophthora infestans T30-4, 794 nucleotides long. Its product is annotated as NPP1-like protein. NCBI's taxonomy places the organism in Eukaryota, Oomycota, Peronosporomycetes, Peronosporales, Peronosporaceae. The record is from RefSeq and is a predicted model, not a curated record. The transcript has a single exon. Bases 36 to 794 code for a protein of 252 amino acids.
AUUCGCUGUUGGACGAGCAUCAUUAACUGAGGGAAAUGAGCUUUCGCGCUGUCCUCAUUGCUGCUACUGCUUCACUUGCUGCGGGUGUUUUGGGCCAAGUCAUCGGACACAACCAGGUUCGGCCAUUUCUGGAGCCAGAGCCCGUCACCUUUUCUCAAAAGGCAGCCGUAAAAUACAAGCCCCAACUUAAGAUCGAGGACGGGUGCCAUCCGUACCCUGCUGUCCAGAAGGACGGCUCUAUCAGCGGUGGACUCAAGUGGAGUGGGCCCCAGGAUGGCGAAUGUACAGGAUCGAAGCUGGGUUCUCAGAUCUACGCUCGUUCGAAGUGGGUAAACGAUGUUUGGGCAAUUAUGUACGCAUGGUAUUUUCCGAAAGGCCGAGGGGCAGUGCCUGCACCGCUCAUUCUUCGGCUCUUUGGCCACCGCCACAACUGGGAGUACGCCAUCGUCUGGAUCGACAACCCUGAGCUCGAAAAUUCCACCAUUCUAGGUGUGUCAAUAUCCGCAAGUAUCAGCUACGCAAGCGAGACGCCCCCUGAAGCAAACCAUGUGGAUGGCGAAAGCGUCAAGCUCGAAUACUACUAUAACCACCUUUUUGGCAGCACAUCGCUGCAGCUCACCGAAGAUACUGGUGAGUUUCAGGACCUCGUUACGUGGGAUCAGCUCACAAAGUUGGCGCGGUACUCUUUAAACAACACGGACUGGGACGAGACUCUGUUUAAUUUGGCAGGCCUCAAGAUGCCACUGAAGGACGGCGAGUUUGACGAGCUACUGAAUAAAGCCUGGCCAUUUUAG